Sinocyclocheilus grahami is the source of this 1700-nucleotide messenger RNA. Its product is annotated as HPS5 biogenesis of lysosomal organelles complex 2 subunit 2. Gene Ontology annotation, biological process: developmental pigmentation. The annotation marks the transcript as partial. The transcript is spliced from 13 exons. Gene Ontology annotation, molecular function: protein binding. The record is from RefSeq and is a predicted model, not a curated record. Gene Ontology annotation, cellular component: cytoplasm. NCBI's taxonomy places the organism in Eukaryota, Metazoa, Chordata, Actinopteri, Cypriniformes, Cyprinidae.
UGCACAUGUCUCUCCGUGUCCAGGAAGUGGUUGGCUUUAGGCACGUCUGCCGGAGGACUUCACCUCAUUCAGAGAGACGGCUGGAAGCAGAAACUCAUUCUCACACACAAAGAAGGCUCAGUCACGCAGGUCUCAUGCUGCCCCCAUGAUGAAAACUUUAUCGCCGUAGCAACGAGUCAGGGUUUGGUGGUGGUGUGGGAGCUGCAUUUGGAGCGGCGUGGCCGUCCGGAGCGCGUCUCUGUGUCCUGGGAGCACCGCGGACAGACAGUAACAUCUCUGUGCUGGGACACCGUGGCCCUCCGAGUGUUUGCCGGAGAUGUCGGAGGGAAAGUGUCCUGUGUCCGGGCUGGGUCAUCUAAACUUGGGAAGGGCUCAGCGUUUGUGAUGUUCCCGGUUCAGACCAUCACCACAGUGGAUUCACAUGUCGUUCAGCUGGGCUACUCAGACGGACAUCUGGUGGUCUCGUCUCUCAGCUGCUGCUACCUGUGUGACACAGAGCGGGAGAAGUUCUGGCGUGUGGGUAAUAAAGAGCGAGAUGGAGAGUUUGGGGCAUGUUUUCUCCCACAGGGGCCGGUGGGUCAGCGGGGUCCGGCGCUGCUGUACUGUGCCCGGCCUGGCUCCCGAAUAUGGGAGGCCAGUUUCAGUGGAGAGGUCCUGAGCACACACCAGUUCAAACAGCUGCUGGCCUGCCCACCGCUGCCCCUCGUCUCUUACAAGAAUGAGCCACAUUUCAACCCCGCACAGACGAGUCCACAGUCUCUGGCUUUCCCAAGACUCCUUCAGUUUGGUGAUCAAAACCUGCUCACCUGGACGGAUUCGGCCAUCUAUAUCUUCACUCCUCACAGCGGUCAGGUUCUGCUGUGGACAGAGGUCAAAGAUGUGGUGGAGAUUUCAGUCUUCCGUAAUGAGCUGUUUUGUCUUCAUGGUGAUGGUCGUUUGUCUCACCUGUCGCUGAUGUCACCUGAGCGCUGUGUGGAGCGUCUGAUGAAGAGGGAGAGCUGGACGCUCGCCGCCACCGUCUGCUGCAUGUUUCAGCACGCCAUUAUUACAUCCAGGGCCAGGAAGUCCCUCCCCAUUGAUCGUUUGGAGCAGCUCAAGGCUCAGCUAAACUCCGCCUCCCAGCAACAGCGGAUUGGUCAGCUUGAGGACGUGAUCAGCAAACUGGAGCCACUGGACUCCGCCUGCAGCAGCCGCAGGAGCAGCAUUUCCUCACACGAGAGCUUCAACGUUCUGGACUGCGGCAUCUACCGCGUCAUCAGCCGAAGAGGCAGCCAAUCAGACGAUGAGUCCAACUCCCUCGCCAACCAAUCGAUGCUUGAGGAGGAGCGGCUGAAGGAGUUCAGUUUCACCGAGGAGGAGCAGGUGGAGAAUGACGCUCAGUCUGUGCGUGGAGAGAGCGACAGGUCAGACCUCAGCUUGCAGUUUCUGCCGCUGCCUUUCCGCUCAAAACCCCCACGAGUCGCCCUGCAGGCUGUUCGAGACAGUGUCUCUAGCUUUGUGAAAAAGACCACCGAGAAGAUCAACACGCUCCAGAUGAACACAGACCUGUGGCCUCGGCCUGACCUCAGGGAAGGGGUUCAAGGGGAGGUCACGGCCACAGUGACCCCUCUUCCAGAAGAAGUCGAGCAUGAACUGAGCGCUGCGCGGUCCAGCUCUGAGUCUGAGCUGCAGGAGUUGAGGGCCGCCACAAAGAAAGCCAU